AUGCCUCUACCUCAUAGUGUCGGUUUGGCGCAGUGGUCUCAACCUAGUAGUCAGUGGCGAAUCGAACCAAAAGUGAUGUGUUCGAAGAAAGGAAAUUAUCGUCUUUCGAAAAAGUGCUUUCAGCUGAACCAACGAUUGGAUUAUAUUGAUCCAAAAUCUAUUGUUCAUGAUAUUAUAAAAAAAAUGUUUCCUACGCUUCUUGCUGCUUUUUUUCGCUAUCAAUCUACUGUUGGCAUUUAA
Molecule: messenger RNA, 240 nt
Organism: Dracunculus medinensis (Guinea worm)
Lineage: Eukaryota; Metazoa; Nematoda; Chromadorea; Rhabditida; Dracunculidae
Source: the annotation of a GenBank genome assembly